CAGAGGGCAGGAAAACAACAGAAAUGACACCUGAAAACUCAAUAAAGAAGCAGAGUUGAAUGAUCAUGAAUGUGAAGAAGCAGCUGUGGUCCCUGGGCCGCAUUGUCCUGCCCGGCGUGGGGUUUGGGAUGACCUGCGCUGGGUCCUACCUGGUGUCCCUGCAGAUAAAGUACGAGUACUCCACGAGGGUCAUCCCUGCCUACAUCAUGGUCGUGUUCGGUAUCCUGGCUGUGUUCGUCGGAGUCUUCUGGACUGUCUGCCACAGCAUGAAGAAAAACAUGUACCAGGGAGGAGGACAUGGAGACAAUACCCAGGUCUACACUAUUGAAAGACCGAGCUCAUUCCCUCCACCGUACGAGGAAUCCCACGGCAGCCCGGGGCGUCCUGAAACCGCCUCUGGGUCUGUAGUCGUGGUGGACGGGCUGAACGUGACGACGAGCUUCGCUCCUCCUCUGUACAGCCAGGACAGCUCGGACGCUCCCGACUGCACGUGGAGCUGGGAGCAGCCUCCUCCGUACAGCCGGGUGGAGCACAUACAGCAGGGAGAGGAGGAGGAGGAGGAGCGGACGGAGGCCUUGACCGGACCCUGA
Molecule: messenger RNA, 590 nt
Organism: Etheostoma spectabile (orangethroat darter)
Lineage: Eukaryota; Metazoa; Chordata; Actinopteri; Perciformes; Percidae
Product: transmembrane protein 252
Exons: 2
Coding region: 60-590 (176 amino acids)
Source: RefSeq, a predicted model, not a curated record